Leptopilina heterotoma is the source of this 2410-nucleotide messenger RNA. RefSeq names its product zinc finger Ran-binding domain-containing protein 2-like. The record is from RefSeq and is a predicted model, not a curated record. The transcript is spliced from 8 exons. NCBI's taxonomy places the organism in Eukaryota, Metazoa, Arthropoda, Insecta, Hymenoptera, Figitidae. Gene Ontology annotation, biological process: RNA processing. Bases 323 to 1054 code for a protein of 243 amino acids. Gene Ontology annotation, molecular function: lipopolysaccharide binding; RNA binding.
UUCGCAUCUACCUGCACUCUGCAGCAAAGCAAAGUUGAGCAGAGCGAGCAGAGUACACAGUACAGCAGAACAGAACGAAGCAUUCAAGAAAAAAUAGUUUUAAAAAGCUCGUGCACGCCAUUUCCCCUCUAAAUUUCUUUUUACAGGUAUUCUUUAUUUUCGUGAGCAUUUGCGCUGAGAAAAUGCUUAUAGAAUAAAUUUUACUUGUGAAAAAAGCGUCAGGAUAGAGUCGUGUGCUAGGUUAUAAUACCGAUUCAUUUCAUUCAUUUUUCUCUUCAAAAAAAAAAAUUAAUUUUCCAAUUUUUGGAUUACUUUUGGAAUUAUGGAAACGAAUAAUAAAGUUGUAGAAGAGGAAGGAAUACGAGGGGUUAAUGAUGGUGAUUGGAUUUGUAUCGAUGCACAGUGUGCUAAUGUCAAUUUUGCAAGGAGAAGUUCUUGUAACAGAUGCGGUAAAGAUAGAGGUGAAUGUGCAAAGAAAAAAAAGUUAGGUCAAGAAAUUGGUAAAGCAGCCGCUGAAAAGAGUAGAGGUUUAUUUAGCGCGGACGACUGGCAGUGUAGUAAAUGUGGAAAUGUAAAUUGGGCACGAAGGCAACAAUGUAAUAUGUGUAAUGCUCCGAAAUUUGGGGAGGUGGAGGAAAGAACUGGAUACGGUGGUGGUUAUAAUGAUCGAGGUGUCGUUGAAUAUAAAGAGCGAAGGGAAGACGACGACGAUGAAUAUGACGAGUUUGGUCGACGAAGGAAGAAGAGAAAAGUCGAGAAUCGUUCUGAUGAUGAUUCAAAAGAUUCACGAUAUAAUAGCCCACCUCGUGAGAAAUCGAGAAAGGAAGAAGAGCCCGAGGACACAAAACGAGAACAGGAAGAAGAAGAAGAGGAAGAGAAAGAAGAGGACGAAGACCGAAAUGAAGAGGAGGAGGAAGACGAAGACGAAGACGACGAUGGUGAUUUAUCAAAAUACGAUCUCAGCGAAUGGGACGACUUAGCACCGGCAAAAAAAAGUUUAAACGGCUCUACCGCAUCCACGGAUGGAAAACGUACAAGAAACGGAGAUGAUUGAUGCGAUUGUGACGAUUCAACAAAUUGAAUUCAAAGCUACAGUACAGAUGAGCCAAAAAAAAGACACACACACACACACAGAGACAGAGAUGCAUAGAAAGCAAUCUGAACGGCACUGCUGCUACCGCUAAUAUUUAGCCAGCAUGUUUCGAUUUUUCCAUUCUAUGACCUUAAUAAACUUGCGAGAAAAUCUAGCUAUAUUUAGCCUUUACAUUUGUUCGAGGAAAACAAAGUAUACAAUAGGACUUGUAAAUGUCGAGAACAGAAGAAAAAUGUCUUUUCUUCCAAAUGAUAAUUCUCUCAGAAAAAAAAAAUUCUUUUCAUUGUCGUCCUAAUCUCUUUAUAAUCAUAAUUAGUUGAAAAUGUGAUGAACUAUACUUUGAUUUUUUCACGACUAUCGCGCAUAUACCAUAGAAAAAAAACGGCCAAUACAAUUUUAGUCGCUAAUAGAAUUUUUUUAAUACUAAACUUUUGUUUAGUAGUGAAAUAUUUUUUUGUGAAACAUUUUUGAAAAGUUUGAGAAUUUCACUGUAAUUUCGAUUUUUACUAUUAAAUACAACAAUUCUCGACUGUUAAAAUCCUUUUUGGUAAAUUCACAUUUUUUUUAUAAGUAUUUCAUUUUUUCUUUUGCUAAAACGCGAACAAUAAAUUUUGAUAAAGAAAAAAUAAAAUUGUAUAUGAAAAGAUUAUACUUUUUAGUAGUAAUUUACUUACCGUGAUUUUUUCGAAACAAUUUUUUUUUAAACAUUUCCGCCUACAUUGUAAUGUUUAAAAAAACGAGUGUAAAUAUUAAUCGAAAGAUUUGAAAAAAAUAAAUUAAUUUCAAAAUUAUUAUAAUUAUUAAUUAUUAAAGGAAAAGAAGUUGAAAUUAAUUAGGUUGUGAAUAGUUUCGAAUAUAGACAAAAGAUAUUCUGGAUUUAAAUAUUAUUCUUUAUUUUUAUAAACAAAAAGUUUUCUUUGUUUAAUUUAUAAUUAAUUUCUUUUUAUACAUCCCAAUUUUUUGUUUUUGCCUCUAAAGGAAAGUCAGGUUUUGUUCAUAACGCUGUAUUAAAAUUAUUCACUUUCUUUCUUUUUAAAUAUAUAUAAAAACUUUAUACAUAAAUGAAGAUAUUAAUUAAUUCCAGAACAUCCUAGUUUUUUUGUCUAAAAAAAAAAAUUUUACGUAGAACACAAUAUCCACAAUAUUUAGAGAGAAAGAUAGAGAAAGAGAAAGAGAAGUUUGGUAGAAAUUGUGAAAUUAAUUUAAAAAAAAAACCAAUUUUGUUGUACCCUCUUGUCGAUUGGUUUUUUCACACGAAAAUUCUUGUAAAUAUCUUUAUUUUAUUUUUCAUUUAUAAUAAAAAUCAUUCGUCAACAA